This is a messenger RNA of Lathyrus sativus (Indian pea), 5154 nucleotides long. NCBI's taxonomy places the organism in Eukaryota, Viridiplantae, Streptophyta, Magnoliopsida, Fabales, Fabaceae. The record is from the annotation of a GenBank genome assembly.
AUGGGAAUACCUGAUACUUCAUUUCUAGAUCUAAUAGAAAAGGUUAGGUCUUGGGUUUCUUGGGGAGGUGGUGAUUUGUCUUGUUUAUCUCAGAAUUUUGAUAUGCAAAAUAGUGAUUGCAAAAUGUGUUGUGAGUGUGAUACAAAUUUUAAGUAUAAUUGUAAGAGCUGUGGCCGUUGGUUGUGUGGGAAGUGUAUGAGAAUUUGUGAUCUGCCAAUUCUUGAAUCUGAUGAUAGUAGUGGAAUCAAGGAAGCUAUUAGUUCUUGCAAAUAUUGUUCGGUUUCUAAUAGGACGCCUGAGGGUCAGCCGAGGAAGUGUGUUGAGAAAGUGCAUCCUGCUGUUUCUCCACAAGAGAGUCCUAGACAGAGUCCCGAGCCACCUUCGCCGAGUCUUAGUGGUGAAACUGAAAGAGAUAGCUAUUUUCAUGAUCGAGAGUCAGCAUAUUACGCUCAUUCCAUGCUUAAUAGGAGUUUGACCUCAUCUGGUGCUCACUCUUCUUCAGUAUCCACUCUUCCAUCUACCUUAAGGAGUGAUGAAGAAGCGACAGAAGAUUUUGGGAAGAACUCUCUCAGCCCAUCUCGUACAUAUUGUGAUAACAAUUCAGAUGUAGAUUCAAGUAGCGUUAGUGCUAGACAUGACAAUUACAACUUUAAUUCUGUGGGUACAAGUCCUUCAGAUAGCCCUUCUAGGAUUGAUUUUACUUCCAGUCGGGCCGGGCUUCCUAUCCAGAAGAAGGGGCAGGAGAAAGGCCUCAUUGAUCAGUAUGAUGCUCCCUCUAGUCAACAAAGUAUGGCUGUUUUAAGAAAGCCUGAACCCGGGACUGAGGAUGCAUAUAACACUACUUAUUUUUCUGAUGACUUGUCAAUCCGGAAUGAGAUUGAGAAUUCACAGAGGCCAUUGGAUUUUGAAAACAAUGAACCAAUUUGGUACCCUCCACCACCCGAAGACAAAGAUGCUGAUGCAGAAAGCAAUUUCUUUGCAUAUGACGACGAGGAUGAUGAUAUUGGUGACUCAGGUGCCUUGUUCUCAUCCAAUAGCAGUCUAUCUAAUAUGUUUCCUGCAAAAGAGAAACACAAUGAGGGAAACAAGGAACCUUUAACAUCUGUCGUACAGGGGCAUUUUAGAGCUCUUGUUUCACAACUCUUACAGGCAGAGGGAAUUAAAGAUGAUAAGGAGAAUGAUUCUGUCGACUGGCUUGACAUCGUUACAACUGUAGCAUGGCAGGCUGCUAACUUUGUGAGACCAGACACUAGUAAAGGUGGCAGUAUGGAUCCCGGUGAUUAUGUAAAGGUCAAAUGUGUAGCAUCUGGAAGCCCGAAUGACAGCACCCUUAUCAAAGGAGUUGUCUGCACGAAAAAUAUAAAGCACAAACGCAUGACCUCUCAAUAUAAAAGGCCUAGACUACUACUCCUAGGAGGAUCACUGGAAUACCAGAAAGUUCCAAAUCAGCUGGCUUCUUUCGAUACAUUGUUGCAGCAGGAAAAUGAUCAUCUGAAGAUGAUUAUUUCGAAUAUUGAGGCUCUUCGACCAAAUGUUUUGCUGGUAGAAAAAAGUGUUGCUUCACAAGCCCAGGAAUAUUUACUGGCAAAGGAAAUCUCCUUGGUGUUGAAUGUUAAAAAGCCUUUGCUUGAGCGUAUAGCUCGCUGCACUGGUGCUCUUAUUGCUCCAUCAGUGGAUAGUUUAUCAAAAGCACGUCUAGGGCACUGUGAAUUGUUCCGGUUAGACCGGAUUGUGGAAGAUCAUGAGGCUGGUAACCAGUCCAACAAAAAGCCAUCCAAAACUUUAAUGUUUUUUGAAGGUUGCCCGCGGCGUUUGGGAUGCACGGUCUUACUGAAGGGCUCAUGUCGUAAAGAACUGAAAAAAAUUAAACAUGUUGUGCAAUAUGCAAUAUUUGCGGCCUAUCAUUUAUCUCUUGAGACCUCGUUCCUUGCUGAUGAGGGUGCCACCCUGCCUAAAAUGAUAGUAAAACACUCAACAGACACGCCGGAGAGUGCAAUAGCUGACACUGACAUUUCUGUAGUAUCUAAUACUUUUUCUUCUACCACGUGCCAAUCAGAGGCUGAUGAUGCUUCUAGAGCGAAAGACUCUGUUGGUCAUGUGGUGAUUGGAAAUUUGGGAUCAGUGUCGGGGAAUCUCGAUGAACUUAACUUUGAUUCAUACAGAGGCACCAUGGGGGAUUAUAGUGUUGAGAAUAUGCUCUCUGAUCCAUACUAUAAUAACCUAACAUCUAAUUUGACUUUAGAAUCAGAUUAUUUGCAUGAGUGCAGUGAAUCAGAGGCAGACACUAUGUCUAGAGACCCUUCGCGAGUAGAUUUGCAAGAAACCAUGCUUCAAGGGGAAAGAGAGUGUGAAGUUUUUGACUCCACAAAAGACAAGAUUAAUGAGGAUGAGUUUUCUGGUGAAUACUUUUCUGCCGCUGAAGCCCAUCAGAACAUAUUAGUGUAUUUUUCCAGUCAUUGUGUAUCAAAAGGAACUUUAUGUGAACGGACUAGAUUGCUGCGCAUAAAAUUCUAUGGCUCUUUUGAUAAGCCACUUGGGAGAUAUCUCCACAAUAGUCUUUUUGAUCAGGCAUAUCGCUGUCAGUCUUGUAAAGAGCCUGCCGAGGCCCAUGUCCUUUGUUUUACACACCAGCAAGGAAAUCUUACUAUCAAUGUUAAGCGCCUCCCCUCUGUGAAGUUACCGGGGGAAAGUGAUGGCAAGAUUUGGAUGUGGCACCGGUGUCUGAGGUGCCCAUUUGUGGAUGGAGUUCCACCAGCAACUCAGAGAGUUGUUAUGUCGAAGUCUGCUUGGGGAUUGUCUUUUGGAAAGUUUUUGGAACUUAGCUUCUCAAAUCAUGCAACUGCUAAUCGAGUUGCUACCUGCGGACAUUCUUUGCAAAGAGACUGCCUCCGGUUUUAUGGGUUUGGGAGCAUGGUUGUUUUCUUCCGGUAUUCCCCUAUUGAUGUUCUUUCUGUCCAUCUACCCCCAUCUGUUCUGGAAUUCGGCUACAUCCCAGAAAAGUGGAUUAGAAAGGUGGCAGGAGAGCUUUUUAGUAAAGUGGAAACCUUGUAUGCGGAGAUAUCAGAUGUGCUUGAACAAUUGGAAACAAAGGUUUUCUCUCCUGGGGCUGGAAAUGAGCUGUCAGAUGCCUAUGACAUUCAUAACCACAUACUUGAUCUAAAAAACACUCUUCUAAGAGAAAAAAUGGAUUAUCAUACUUUGCUAAAAUCAGCCGAUGUGACUGCUGAGCCAGGAAAUAUGACUUUAGACAUUUUGGAACUGAAUCGGCUGAGACGUUCACUUCUAAUUGGUUCACAUGUUUGGGAUCACCAGCUAUCCACAUUGGACUCUCUUAUUAAAAGAAGUCUUAGUUCUAAGGUUAAACAAGAAAGAGAAUCAUUUGCUGAUGUUAAUAAUGAAUUAAGAGUUGACUCACUUCAUAAGGACCAAAGUUUUGACUCUUGGCUGGAGCAAAAUAAUUCUCAGCCUUCAAAAUUGCACGAGUCUCAUGAAAGUCAUAAGCUUGUAGAGCCAGAUGACCAAGUUGAGUCUCGUCAUGGUUCUGAAGCAUCUGCGUGUUAUCCUGAUGGGGAAGAACCACAUUCCGAUGGUGAAUUUGUUUACAACAAUACAUUAUCUGACUGUAUACCAUCAAAGGAAUCCAAUCUUUCUGAAAAAAUAGAUUUGGCAUGGACUGGAACUGAUCAACCUGUCCCGGUAAACUCUUCCUUUAAAAGGUUGACACAACCACUGAGAGUUCAUUCUUUUGAUUCGGCAUUAAGAGUUCAAGAAAAAAUCAAGAAAGACCUGCCCUCAUCUUUACACAUGUCAACACAUCGAUCUUUUCACGCUUCUGGAGACUACAGGAAUAUGGUCAGAGACCCCAUCUCAAAUGUGUUGCAAAGUAACUUUCAAGCGUUGCCGUGGGAAUCACAGAAGAUAAAUCUGAUCUUGAGCUCCACGCCAUCAUUCCUUUCUUCCAUUUCUCACAUUGCUGAAGGUGCUCGGUUGCUGCUUCCCCAAACAUGUCACGGUGAUAGAGUUAUAGCUGUAUAUGACAACGAUUACUCCAGCAUAAUAUCCUACGCUCUUAGCUCUAAGGAUUACGAAGAUUGGGUUUCUGGGAAGUCUGAUCUGCAUGAUGGGAACUGGAAUUCUAGCGAGAGAAACAAAGAAGAUUUAGCUAAUUCCAGCUUUUCUGCAUGGGCCACUUUGGACUUGGAUUAUAUCAAUUAUGCUAGUUAUGGCUCUGAUGAUGCUCCUCCAUCUUCAAUUAGUUCUUUUAUUCGGGACAACAAAAAACCUUUGCAUGCACAAAUCUCUUUCGGCGACGAUUCUUUGGGUGCUGGAGGUAAAGUGAACUUUUCUGUCACUUGCUAUUUUGCAAAGCAGUUUGAUUCACUUAGAAAAAAGUGUUGCCCUAAUGAAGUUGAUUUCGUGCGAUCUCUUACCCGUGCCCGGAGAUGGAGUGCACAGGGAGGGAAAAGUAAUGCAUACUUUGCCAAGUCAUUAGAUGAAAGGUUUAUUAUUAAACAAGUGACGAAGACCGAAUUAGAAUCAUUUGAAGAGUUUGCACCUCAAUAUUUCAAAUACCUGAUAGAUGCAAUGAACUCGGGUGGCCCAACUUGCCUUGCCAAAAUUCUUGGUAUUUAUCAGGUCACUGUAAAAUACCCAAAAGGUGGCAAGGAAACAAAGAUAGAUCUGAUAGUAAUGGAGAAUCUCUUUUACAAGAGAAACAUAACCAGGGUGUAUGAUCUUAAAGGGUCAGAAAGAUCUAGGUACAAUGCAGACACAACUGGGGCUAACAAAGUGAUGCUAGACAUGAAUUUGUUAGAAACAUUGAGAACAAAUCCCAUAUUUCUCGGAAGUAAGGCUAAGCGAAAACUCGAGAGAGCUGUGUGGAAUGACACAUCCUUUUUGGCGUCAGUUGCUGUUAUGGAUUACUCAUUGCUGGUUGGGGUGGAUGAUGAGAAAAAGGAACUGGUAUUGGGGAUAAUUGAUUUCAUGAGACAAUACACAUGGGACAAGCAUUUAGAAACAUGGGUUAAAGCUUCUGGAAUACUUGGGGGGCCUAAAAAUGCUGCCCCCACAAUUGUUUCACCAAAACAAUACAAGAAAAGAUUCCGGAAGGCCAUGACUACCUACUUUCUCACCUUACCUGAUCGAUGGUCUUGA